AUGGCAUUAAAACGAGCUACAGGUAGCGUGAAACCAUCAUCACCCAGAAAGCCACGUGUACGUAAAAGUGCUCCAAGUGGUGCCAAGAAAACAACAACUAAACGGAAGAAGAGUGCUAAGAAAAGUGGCGCAAAAAGAACAAAGAAACAAAUGAAGAAAUGA
Loa loa (African eye worm) is the source of this 162-nucleotide messenger RNA. RefSeq lists its product as hypothetical. The transcript has 2 exons. Bases 1 to 162 code for a protein of 53 amino acids. The record is from RefSeq and is a predicted model, not a curated record. Lineage: Eukaryota; Metazoa; Nematoda; Chromadorea; Rhabditida; Onchocercidae.